AUGAAAUGGGGAUUGAAACCUAAGUUUGUUGAAAAGCGCAUCAUUCAAAGAAAGAAGCAAUUUGAUGAAGAUGUUACGGACGAGGUGACACACUCUGCUGAAGAAUCAAUGAAAGUGAAUUACUUCUUAGUAAUUGCGGAUAAAGCCCUUUCUUCCUUCAAAGAUAGGUUCCAACAAUUUGAAGCGUAUGAGAAAAAUUUUGGUUUCUUGUUUGAUUUGGAAAAGGUGAGUUCGAGUGAUGAAUGCUUGAAAAAUCAUUGUACCAACCUUGAAGAAGUUUUAAAGCAUGGCAGGAUUUUCGAUAUUGAUGGGAAAGAUUUGUUUGUGGAGUUGAAAUGCUUGAAACAAGUAUUGCCAAGAGGAGUGCAGAAACCAAUUGAAGUGCUCAAUUUUAUCAAACUUAUGGCGGACUCUUUCCUAAAUUCAUGGAAUGCGUAUAGAGUGCUUUUGACUAUACUGAUUAGUGUUGCCUCGGGAGAAAGAACCUUUUCAAAGUUGAAGUCGAUAAAAAAUUACCUUCGAUCAACCAUGUCACAAGAAAGACUAAAUGGGUUAGCUAUGUUAUCAAUUGAAAAUGACUUGGUGAAAGAGGUGGAUUAUACAAAUAUAAUUGAUAGUUUUGCUUCUAGAAAUGCAAAACGAGUAAUAUUCAAGUGA
Molecule: messenger RNA, 657 nt
Organism: Rhododendron vialii
Lineage: Eukaryota; Viridiplantae; Streptophyta; Magnoliopsida; Ericales; Ericaceae
Exons: 1
Coding region: 1-657 (218 amino acids)
Molecular function (GO): protein dimerization activity
Source: RefSeq, a predicted model, not a curated record